Parasteatoda tepidariorum (common house spider) is the source of this 3250-nucleotide messenger RNA. RefSeq lists its product as uncharacterized. NCBI's taxonomy places the organism in Eukaryota, Metazoa, Arthropoda, Arachnida, Araneae, Theridiidae. The record is from RefSeq and is a predicted model, not a curated record.
ACAGUAUAUCUGUCAUGCUAUUUUUCCACUAGCCAUAUCUUUAUAUAUUUAUAAAAAAUGACUUAUAAAUUUAUUUUAUAACUUUGACCAUCAAAAUGUAAACAAAAAACCAAAACAAGUAAUCUUAUUCUCUUGACUAGAUUUAUAAAUAAUAACUGUCUUAACAAUUUUGUAGUUAUGUCCAGAAGUAAUGUCUCAAGCGAUUCUUCUAAUUUCAAAUUCGGUUCUGCUUGGUUUCAGAAGAAAAUAAACAUACGACCUGUUCUCAGAGGAUGUCAUUUAAUUACAGAUGAAAUCUUAAAACAAGUACCGGAAAUAGCAAGAUUCUCUAUCGGGUUGCUUCAUAUUGAAAUCAUGCAUACCUCUGCUAGUUUGGCUCUUAACGAGAACUGGGAUCCUGAUGUCAGGGAAGACAUGGAAGCCUUUUUGACCGAGCUUGUUCCUGAAAGCACUCCUUUUAGACAUUCAUGUGAAGGACCAGAUGAUAUGCCAGCACACAUCAAGUCUUGUUUUCUUGGAUCUCAUCUCACUAUUCCAAUCACUGAUGGUCAACUGAAUUUGGGCAGUUGGCAGGGUGUGUGGCUGUGUGAGCACAGAAACAGAGCAGGUUCACGAAAAAUGAUGGUGACAAUCAAUGGAGCUCUGAGGGAUUAAAAGAUGUUUUUACGUGAUUAUCUUCUUAUUAAAUAGCACUUCUAAAGACAUUAUAAUAGAUGAAAUGUAUUAGUAUAAAUAUUAUAGUCUUAAUUUACAUUUAGUAGUGUCGUCAUAGAAAUUAAAUCUUUGUUUUUAUCUCACACUCUCUAUGUAUGCAAAAUUGGAUGACAAAUCUUAGAGUUGGAUAUCAAUACUAAUUGGUAGUGUUUUAAACAUAACUAGUUAAUAGGUAAUUCAACAUAGUCCAUAGGCAUUUCCUAAAAUUUAAUUAUUAUUACAAACUUAUUUUUAUAAAUGUUAAAUGCAAUUAUUUAUACAACCUGUCAUUUCAGCUGCUUAUUUGUAUCAAAUCAUAUGCUUUGAAAAUCAAUUUGUUUUAUUCUAUAUAGACUAUAUGGAAGUGAAAUCUAACACUGAAUUUAUUCUAAAUGGAUAAUUUAUUCUAAAGUAGACUUCAUCACUUCAACGCUGAUUGUGCUCCCGAAAAAAUACAGAUUUUUCGCUAACCGUGAUCCGGAAGUUUCCGGAGAUCGAAGGUUCAGACGUUUGAAAAAGUCAUUAAUCACAAAAGUUUCUGGAAAUCAAAUUUUCAAAGUGGAACUUAAAAACACAGUUUAUUUUAUUUCUUUUUAAGGGAGAUGCAGAUACUUUAUAAGCUUUUAUUCAAAAUUAAUAUUCAUUUUUUAUCAGUUAAUAGUUAUAAUCAUAAACUCAAGGAAGAAGGACGUAUUUGUAAAUUUCAAUUACUUCUCCAGGUCUUUCAUUGAUAUGUAAAAAAUUUUAAAUAUAUUUUAAGUAAACUAAGAAAUAUUGAGGAAAAGGAAAAGACCUUGUUUAAAUUUUUUUCUAAUUAUUCGAUUCAACCUUUUUUUUUUUAUUAAAAAAUUUUUCCAGAAUUUUGACUUGGGCUCAUAAUCACCCCCGUUACUUGCAAUUGAGUGAAAGCUCUCAUUUUAUUUUUUAAGUAUACUUAGAGCAUAUUUUAUUAUUUCAAAUCUAUACACAAAAAUAGCUGGUAUCUAUAUUAAUUAUAAUUAAGUCACUAUAUGCUCAUGUUCAGAAUCCCUCCAAGUAUGUUUUAACCUCACAUCCAUCUCAGCUCCAGAAAGAUUGCUAACUCAGUAUUAUUACGAGACGUACCAAAAAGCAAUAUGGUAUAACAUACAUAUGUACAUACUCAGUAUAAAUAGUGAUAUACUCGUAUACAUUGUAUGAUAACACCAUUUUAAAAUUAUUUUCGAUUUUGAAACAAUCUCAUUAUUAGAAAAUGAAUUGAAAGUACUUCACUUUUUAGCACUCAACAUAAAUCAUUUUCAAGAACUGCCACUUUAAUGGUAAUUGUUUUACCACCAGUUUGUUUUUCAGUAUACUGAAAUCUUGAUGAAUAAAACCUUUUAAACUCUGAAAUCUUUGCAGGACCUAUCAUGCAUUUUCUAAGAAUUAUUUUGAAAAAGCUUAAUUUCUAUAAGUAAUUAUCCAUAUAUUUUUAAAAAUAUUUAAAUUGUAUCAACUAUCAAUAAGAUGCUAUUCAACAGUAGUAUGCUUUCUUGUUGACAUUUAAAAAGAACUAAAGAAACAAACAUAAGUGCUAAGAAUAUUACUAGACCAUAAAUUUGAAAAUCAAAUAAAAAUUGUGAUCAUGAGAGAUUUGAGAACGUUCUUAUUUUUCAAUUUAUAUUAAUCUAAUCAUUCUAUGUAAUUAUUUUCCUGGCUUAUGAAAAAAAAAUUCGAACAUUUAUCAUUUUACUAGCUUUUUUCUGCAGCUAAGAUCGAAAAAGUGUUAGAACUCUAAAUGUAUGGGAUUUUUCUCCCAUUAAAAUAUAUUAUGGUUAGAUAUUUUUGGCCUUGUAAUAUCUGAAUGUAUUAUAUAAUUGUGUACAUUUAUGUAAAUAACAUUGUAAAUAUUUUGCACUCUGUUUCUCAAUUGAAAAGCAAAUUUACAAUUGCUAAAUACCUGAUUGCAAUUUUUUAUUAUCUUUUUACGGUAUAUUGAAAUAAUACUGUUCAUUUAAUUAUUUUGGAAAAAAGAUUCUUGAUUUUCCUACAGUAUUUGAUAAGUUAUUUUUAAUAUUUGAAAAAUAUCUUUUCAACAAGAAAAAAAAUCAUAUGCUAAUUAGUAUAAUUUAAGCUUUGAAUAAAAUAAAUUGAAUAAUUAAAUGAAUGAAUGAAACAAUUUGGAAAAUGAAAUUAUUUGUCCUUUUGUAAUACUGUUAAUAGCUUUAUAAAAAAAAAAGAUAAUUUACAAAUGUAAUAAGGACAUGGUAAAUUUUUUCUUUUAAAAAUUGAAAUGUUAAGAUGAGUUAAUAAAACAGUCAGUUCAAAUUUAAAUUAGUCAAAAAUCAGAGAGUUAGAUGCAAGGUUGAAAUGCAACAUUUUUUGCACAUUGAAGUAGUUUACAAAUUGCUGAAAAAAGCAUUCAGCAAGUUUUUUAUACCUGGUAUGAUUCAAUAGAUUUAUUUUAGUUGGUGAAAUUUUUUCCUUUGCACACAAUAAGAUACAAAAUAUUGUAUAUUUACAACCCUGUUAAGCUGUUUCAUUUUAUGGCACCUCUUGUGUAAUUAUGGCAUUUCAAAUAAAAUCUCAUUCUAUCAUA